GUCGAACACACCCGAGUGCUGCCGAUAUACAUCCCGUCGAUUGGAUCGAGAGUGAAUGUAGCAUCCUUUUCCUAGUUUUGAAAGGGAAGAAUCGGUGGGCGAUUUCGGAUAAAAUGCCGUCGCUCUUAUUCUGUGGGCCGAAGCUGGCCGCCUGUGGGAUCGUGUUAAGCACCUGGGGUGUCAUUAUGCUGUCAAUGUUGGGAAUUUUCUUCAGUGCGAAAUCUGCUGUGCUGAUCGAAGAUGUUCCUUUUACUGAGGAAGACAUCCGUGAAGACAAGAAUCCACCGCAGAACAUUUACGGACUCUACAACCAAGUUGGCAUCAACUGCUUCAUUGCUGCUGCCAUCUACGUAGGUGUUGGCGCUGUGUCUCUGUGUCAGGUUCGCCUUAACAAGCGCCAGGAGUACAUGGUCACAUAAACCCAAACAAUUUCAAAUUCAGCAGCAAUUAUUCAUAAUUAUUUAUUUUUAAAAGACUUACAUUGUCUUAAAUGGAUAUAUUUGGCUGGUCAAAAUCUAAACACUAGAUAUACUGAUAAUGUAAUGAAUACAAAUUGAAAUAAUUAUGUAAAACAGUAUAUAUGCACAGAUACAUGCAUGUUAUGUGUUAUAUUUUUCAGAGAUAUUCAGAUCUUUGGCUCCACAUUCCCUAUGACAUAAACAAAACUAGCAGAAGGUCUUUAAUAGUUUAAUAGUCCAUAUGAUAGUUGGAGGUGUUCAUGUAGAAUGUGUGUAUGUUUGAGUUUUUCUUUUUUCUUUUUGAAUUUCAGUAUUUAAAAAUAUGUGUGGUAAUAUAAAUGUCUAUGAUUUUAUUGAAUUACACCCUGCAACACUUGUGCUGUACACUUGAUAUUAUCACAUGUGAUGAACAACGUAAAAUAUGUGAAUGGAGAGUCUUAUGUUCCCUUCAAUAAAAUACUAAUGAAAAAAAAAAAA
This is a messenger RNA of Cyprinus carpio (common carp), 935 nucleotides long. RefSeq names its product ribonuclease kappa-B-like. The record is from RefSeq and is a predicted model, not a curated record. Lineage: Eukaryota; Metazoa; Chordata; Actinopteri; Cypriniformes; Cyprinidae. Gene Ontology annotation, molecular function: RNA endonuclease activity.